UCCUUUUCUACCGUAAGACUCUGCUUGCAGUUUCAGUAAGAUGACGGCCAAAGAGGGCUUCUGUGUGACGGUCCACGUAACUCUGUCCAAUAUAAGGAGUUCUGGGUACAGUGUUUGGUUGAAGGACGCCAUGUGGAAUGCCACAGCAAAUGAUUUUGAGGCCGCGAGUGAAUUUGAAAACAGAGUGUCUGUGGCUUCCACUGGGUCCCCUGGGGAUUUAUACAAAUUGACCAUCAGUAACCUGAGACUUGAUGACAGAGGAAAUUACUUGGUUAGAUACUAUGGUAAAGCUGAUCCUUCUUAUAAACUGAGCAGCUCGACAAUGAGUCUAAAUGUUCAGGAGAACCCUUGCCAAGUCAGCGUAACAGGGCCGGAGCUGGUCCAGACGGGGGCGGAGGUGAUUUUGCGGUGCUCCACCAUGGGGCCCUGCGAGUACAGCCCCGAGUGGCGUAGCUCAGGGUCAGGCCCGGCCUCCAGUGAAGGACCAGGCACCCAGGGUGUGAAAACAGCCCAGCUGAGCUUUGAAGCGGACUGGUCACAUGAUGGAGUGACGUUCUCCUGUUGGCCGUCGCCGAGCAACGACACGUGCGCCUCCAGAAACUUCACGCUGGCCGUGGGAGAUUCGCCCAAAGACACUGAGGCGAAAGUUGCUGGUUAUGACAUCAUAAAGGAAGGACAGGCAGUCACCUUCUCCUGCCACAGUAAAGGAAACCCCCAGCCCACAUUGUACUGGUUUAAACUGGGCCAAGGUGAAAUUGCCCAGGGAGGAGAGUGGAAAUUACCCAAUGUCAAAAUAGAAGAUGCCGGGAGUUACUUCUGCCAGGCUAAAAACAAACUUGGCACUGAAAACUCAACAAAGGUUAUGCUUGAUGUCAAAUAUCCUCCUAAGAACACCUCAGUGUCAGUCAGUCCCUCUGGAUCAGUGUUUGCGGGCAGCUCUGUGACUCUGGCCUGCAGCAGUAAAGCCAACCCAGCAGUGCAGAACUACACCUGGUAUAAAGUGAAUGGGACAGAGAUAAACACUGUAGGAACUGGACAGAAUCUCACCUUCAAUGUGACUGAGUCCAGUGGCAGUGAACAGUACUACUGUGAAGCACAGAAUGAACAUGGCAAGGACAACUCAACAACUGUACAGCUGAAUGUGACAUACAUGCCUCAGAUCUCUGGCUCUGGGAACUGCAGCAGAACUGCAACAGAGAUCAGCUGCUCCUGUGAGAGCCGUGGGAAUCCCUCUCCCAGCAUGGAGUGGCGUGUGUCUGGACUGCGGGUCACUAACUCUACUGACAGAGUCAUCAGGGAGGAGCAGCUGGGGAACACAGGCCUGAGGAGUUCCCUCACCAUGCGCCAAUCACAAUGUCAAUGAACACACAAAUAGAAAGGCUUCAGAAAAACAUAUAUACAGCUUAUUUUUUUUGCCAUUGCAGGUUUUUAAAACAAAAAAAACACAAAGAAAAGUAGAAUUACAGUACGGUAAUCAAUAAAAUAU
Messenger RNA from Anguilla rostrata (American eel), 1486 nucleotides. Its product is annotated as B-cell receptor CD22-like. The coding region runs from base 41 to 1363 and encodes 440 amino acids. NCBI's taxonomy places the organism in Eukaryota, Metazoa, Chordata, Actinopteri, Anguilliformes, Anguillidae. The record is from RefSeq and is a predicted model, not a curated record. The transcript is spliced from 5 exons.